Molecule: messenger RNA, 7029 nt
Organism: Pocillopora meandrina
Lineage: Eukaryota; Metazoa; Cnidaria; Anthozoa; Scleractinia; Pocilloporidae
Source: the annotation of a GenBank genome assembly
AUGAUCGAACGAUCAUCAAUUAACUCAGUUCCAAAUGAAAAUUCCGCUCAAGUUCAUAAUGAUGAAGCCUCGGUAUCUUGUAUUCAACUACAGCAGAAAUUGACUGUCUUCGAGAAUGGUAGCUUGAGUGAUAAACUUAGUUCUUUCUGAUUUGCAAUUAUGAAGAAGCAACCAAACAACUGUUUUAUUUUGCAGGGGAGAGAGUCAAGAUCAGGAUUGCUAUUGGAUUCGCUGCCAUCUGUGCUGUGCUUUUAUUAGCAAUAUUUAUAAUAUUGUUGUAUAAGGUGCUAUGGUUCCGAUCCAAGACCGGAACUAAGACCGACGUCGCCAGAAAACCGUCGUCAAAUAGUGCACCAGUGCGACGUGCGUCAAGCCCGGACGACCAAGACUUUAAAAAGGGUCGCCGACAACGUCGGCAUCAACCUCUGAUGAGAUCGGACAGCUCUGUGUCCGAAAUCGACUUCGAUUCGUGGUUGCAUAAAAACAACAACCGAAUGUCUGCUAAUGAAUCAGACAGCAGCGAAGAAAGUCUUAAACUUGGAAAGUUGGAGUUUAACAUAAACUACGAUACUGAUAAGGAAUGUUUACGAGUGUUGGUGUUAGCGGCGUACGGUUUGCCGACUAUUCACAGUACGAGCUACGUGGAAUUGUACUUGCUACCCGACAGAGUUGAAAAGCACCAGACUAAAGUACACUACUCUAAUUGCAAUCCUUUUUUCAAUGAAGAAUUCGUGUUUGAUAUCGCGUUUUCGGAACUUGCUGAGCGCACCUUACAGUGCUGUGUGUUUAGUUACGAUGGAUUUUCGCGACAUCAAUCCCUAGGGGAAGUUUUUUAUUCGUUUGGCGAGAAUGAUCAUUUGAGUGAGUACGGAGGAGUAGCAUUAUGCAAAGAGAUCAUGAGAGAUGCGUCUCUGUUAAAGGUGAGAUGUUCAUUUUGUUAGCUCAUUUUUAUGGCCAGUCUUGAAGCUAAUAUCUAAAGCAAACAAACUGAAGUUAGGCGCCUACGUACUGACAGCCCCACCCUACUGAUAAAAAUAGGACCAAUUUUCUGUGUGGAUGUUGGCUUCAUUAGUCUAAUUCAUAAUAACACCUCCAUGGUAAAAACCCGGGAGCGAUAUGUUUUUUUUAAUCGUGUUGUCACUGAGUUGGGACGUAAAGUGUCCGAGUUGUGGUUUGUUUGUGGUUCGCACCAUAAUACGAGCAGAAAUUUUCGAGAACUGAAGUUUCUGUAACUCCAUUAACUAUGCUUUUUUCUUCGCAGUAUCGAACUUUUCUUCUUUUUCAUUGAAAAAAAGUCUGUUCAAGUGUUGCUCAUUUUCGUUACACUGAUUUUAUUCUUCUUUCCAUACCAAGGAGGAUAGUCCAUCCCGUGCAGGGGAGGUGCUAGUGUCACUUUGUUACCUUCCCACCACCAACAGACUCACAUUUGUUGUCCUAAAAGCGAGGCUUUCGAAAACUUCAUUUCCAAAUGAUUUGCCACGUGAGUACAAUUUGUAUUUCAGUUGGAAAAAGAUUAGUGUUUGAUUUAAAAGAGUAGUCUUCUCUGCUGUUCGAGCACGCUAGAAUUUGAAUUGAAAACUGACUAUAUUUAUUGAAGUGCAGGGCUGUCACAAAAAUGCAAUUAUUCACACAGGACAACGCACCGUGCGCGAUUGCAUUCAUGGAGCUUAAACUCGUUUCCACAAUUUCCCUUCAGCUCGGGAGCGAGGUGGUUCAGACUCCAGUUAAGACAGAACGCGAAGGAAACCUUGGUAAAGUUUCCGUACAGCCCCAUACAAUUGUAAAACAAAUCUGUUUUCCCAAUGGAAACGUAUUGUUUUUGUCACUGUUUCUCUAUUCAAGAACUGAAUGUAUAAUGUAGUAUCGGGCUGUGCGGAAAUUUUACCGAAACCUUUUUUCUUCGAUUAGAGGAAAGUCUUUGGCUAUUUUAGCAUAUAAUUCAAAAUAAAAUGGUUUUCUCCGUGCAAAGUUAAUGGAUUGUUAAAAGGUAGAGACAGUAAUUUAAAUUUUAAAUAGUGUCUUGUCAGAUCUAUACAGGUAUUAAUUCUUCGCCACAGGUCUUUUGUUCGACGGAAUUCAUGCGUGCUUCGCUGGUUCAAACAAAUUUAACGAUUUCGUUCUCUGUUCGAGCUGUUUGUUAACCUGCUUGCAAUUAUCUUCCAAAGUCAGGGAACUGCCUUUGUAUGCAGAAUUAAGUACUAAUGGAACUCCGCUCAGCUGGAGUGUUCAAUUUGUGAAGUGACUUUUUUUUUUUAAUUUUUUGUAACCCCUAAAGCUUUCCCCAAAGCCAAUAAGCCUCUGUUUACAAGAAAUUUAUUCGAGUUUCAAAUCAUUACCACGAAUUUACACCUGCAAAUUAAGUAAAGAAAAAAAAACCAGCUGUGGACUUGCAAAAGAGGCUUUGAGCUUAACUGUUUCUGUGCAAGAUUCUUCAUUUAUAUAGGUCUUCAUUAUGUCCUGUCUUCAUCAAUAUACAACACCUUCAGGGAAAAUAAUAGCAAACAAAAUCCACAUCACGUAGACAUCUCAAAUUUUAUUUUUCUAGUCUACUGAUUUCUUUCUGAGCUGAAUAUUUGCAUUAAAGAAUAAUUAGUCUCUUUUUAUUUGGCAUUUGUGGAUGCUGUGGCCAUAAAAGAAUCUAUUAUUUUACACUUCAAAUAGCAGCCACUUUCAGGAACCGUUCUGAACCGUUCUGAAUCGUGUAGAACUUUCAGUAUUGUAAUCUUUAAAAUAAAUGUAAUUGAUCUCUUUACACCGUAUUACGUAUUGAAAUCUCCAUAUCUUAAAAAUAACUUCUGCCGGUUCUCCUCACUGUCGGUCAUGUUAAUAUUUUGUUGUGUUCUAUGAAAAUUAAGUAAUAUCCGAAAUAAUUAUUUUAUUGGCCGGUCGUACUGGAUUCUUUUUCCUUAAAUUUCUUAAAUAAGGAUUUCAAAAAGAUUCUCUCUCUGCAUCAAAUGUUUCGCUUUUCAGCACAACAUGAACUGGAACUGAAAAUUGCUUUCAGUUCAUUUGUCAGUUGCGGCAGUAGAUUCGGUGUUCUCCGUUGGCCCUAAUUUCUGUCGAACACUGUCCCUUAUAAACUGCAAUGCGUCUGUGCUUUGUGUCAUGAAUUUGUCUAACAGAGUCAAAUUACCACGACUGCCUGAUUUCGAAGGCAAAUGUGACACGUUUCGCUUUCUGUAAUUUUGUGAAUGUGUUAAAUCUGAAGUAGAUUGGGUUCGCCUGCCCGUAAAAGGCGAUGUUCGCUUUGCCAACCCUUCGGUGGUUUCAACUCGAAUGUCCCACUGACUUGCUGCUGUUGAAGUUGGAAACCGGCUUGAUCUCAAACGAUUCGUUUGCUGCCUUGAGUGUUCUCCGUUAACUCUCGAGCUACUCCUCGAAAAGAGUUUAAAGUCAAGUUGUGCCACCUCCGGCAGCCGUGUAUAUUCCGACAACAAUUGCGCAUCGUCGUCAUCAUGUGAUGGCUUUCCGUUCAAAACGCGUUCGGAGCGCAAAGCUAUCAACAAGGCUUGUUUUUGAGCCUGAGACUGGCGAAGCUGUGACUUGACCAGCUUAAUCUCCGAUUGUAGUUCACUUUGCCUGGUUCUCAUAUCGGUUACUGUGUCUUCCAACGUUUCAAUGAAUGCGCGGCUCUCCUCAAGACUGUCAUAAGGUCCGGGCGGAUCGUCGAAGCAGAAGAACUCCGCCGCCGGUUGCGAGGUAAUAACUUCCUGCCUUAUUAACACAUUAUCGAUGUACUCUUGCAAACCUUGUUUUCUCAUUUCUAUGAAAGAAGGGUCAAAAUUAUCGCCCCAAUAUUUUUUAGGCGGAAGGGUAGCGUGAAAAUCCGUGAAUAACUUUCUUAAUGCUUCGUCCAUACGGACAAAAUCGGAAUAUCUUCGGAAAACAUGCCAAUUUCGCUCGCCUCCAAGUUGGACAAAGAUCUGAUAAACUGUGAAUCUCUUUCUCGCUUCCACCACUUCAUAACCAACAAUCGGCGCAUGAAUAUCAAUUUCCUCGAUCGGUUGGAAAGACUCAAAUGUAUUUCCGUUGUCCUCUGAAUCGUUGGAUGUUUUUUCAGCCAUAUGCGCUGUACAGAUAUUUAACACUCCAUCUGUACUUUGAACCAAAUACAAAUUUCAAAACCUUAAUAUUUCGGUUUCCAUCGGUAUUUAAAAAACUUACUGUACUUCGUGUGUUGCGUUACCUUUGAAUAAACACCUCUUUAAAUUACGAAAGGAAAAUAAUCGGAUGUGUUUUCAUUCUGAAUUCAGAAUAUUUACUCAUCGACAGCCCAAUUUCCAAUUCAAAUUAGAUUUGGAUGUGCUUGGAUACGCCUCGCGAAACAGCAAACAAUACGCACUCGUGGUAGUUGUUAUGUCAAGCCGUUCAUAAUGUUUUCAUAGUUUUCGAUAGAAAACUAGAAAAUUCUGAAUGAAUGACAAAAGCAGAUUUCACAAUUUCUCCGUUAGCAGAAUUUUACAAUAUAUUCUUUAUUACAAGAGCAAAUUGUUUUAGUGCAAAGUGUAUGGAUUUUAUUAUCAGUAUUAUAUUUAACUUAUUGGCCAAAUCCCAUGCAAAAGCUCUUGGCGACAUUUGCUUUUAAAGUAAAACUUUUUUUUUACAAUUUUUUAGCGUAAGGGCUAAAUACAGAGAAACAACAAUAAAAAUGGUCUCGACAAUUUUAAAAAAUAUUAUUUGCCAAAUAACGAUCUGCUUCUGACGAUGCCAAAAGAAUAUCCACUCUAAAUAUUGUUUAACCUUAACAUAAAUCGCCCUUUGUCAAUAUUUACUCAAUUUAAAUUGCUAUGGACACAAUAUGAGCCAAAGGCCAAUACAAUGCACUGCAAUGCGCCAAGAAGAACAAGAAAUAAAAACUUUUACAAAAAUAUGUAGCUGCUUAAAGACCUUGAAAGAGUUUGCUGAAGCUGCUCAAGUGAACUUUUUUUAUGUUCGCUAAUUCUGACAAAUUAAAAUAAUCAGUCGAGGAACAGAUUUUUAGAUGUAAACGACAACAAACCAAGCAAGUUGAUUCUCGAGCGUUGUGAAUGACACUUAUAUCAGUUGGAGCAAACUUGAAUUGGGUCGGCCUAUGAUUUUCAAGUUUAAUUUUCCAAUGGCAUUGAUGAGAGAGCGUUCUCCAAAACGAAAAUAAUCGCCAGAAACAUCCAGUUAUAACAAAGGCCAGUUUCACAAGGGCCAAUGAGAACUGCAUGAAGCUGAAGCGCGGGAAAAACGCGAGUGACCAGGUCGUACUUGAUGUUAGUUUUAAAUGUGAUUGGUUGAAAAUGUGACACGAGUAUUCUAGACCAAUCAGAGAGAACAAUGAAGCAAAAGUCAACCAAUAUCAACAACUUUCGACAGUCAUUUAGAAAUGCUAUAAAGAUGUUAGAUUACAGCUGCUGACUGCGCACCAAGUCUCUUGCUUAGUUAGAGAGAGAGAAAAGACUAACGGAUUCUUUAAUUACCGUCCUGCAAUACUAUGAGUCAGGUUAAGAUGUUAGCACAUCUUCAAGUGUCUCAAGGGAAUUAUGGCUUUUUCAGCUAACAUUUUCAGCUAACGAUUAACACUAACUUUUUUUAACGACUAACGGUAAAAAUUUGACAAUUUUAACGCCAAACGGCUAAAUUCUUUUGGAUGUUUUACGUCUAACGGUUAACCCCAUCGAGAGCCUCUUUGUACGCUGGCCAUUUUCAUUUGAUGACAUAUGAAAUAUUUGUUUCCAUCCUUUAUCUUCUUUUUUUUUCUUUAGAUCCAUUUGUCAAAGUUUCAUUGAUGUUGAGCGGUCGACAAUUAAAGAAAACAAAGACCUCUGUGGCCAAAAACACCUUAGCUCCGGUGUACAACGAGGCAUUUGUAUUUGACGUCCCAAUCGAUCGCCUGAGUGAUGUUAGCUUGCUAGUGCGCAUGCUCGACACUAACACAGAGGACGGAAGGCGACCGCAAACCAAAACCAUUGGCAAGGCGAUCGUGGGACCGGAUGCACAGACAAGUAUUGGCUUACAUCAUUGGAACUGUAUGAUGACAACUCCGAGGAAACCCAUCGCUCAGUGGCAUCCACUGGUUAAGACUUGAGGUGGAUGACUUUUAACGGAUUGGUGAUGUAGCUCUCGAGGUCGCCACUGAACGGAGGGAUCCAUUUUAAGAUAUUCCUAUAUCUCAAUUAAUUCGGUUGAAUUUCGUCAGAGAUAUAACAACACCUAUAGCAAAGGUAUUUAACCUUAUCAAUUUCAAGGGUCAUCCGUCGUAGACUUACAAGAUUCCAUAUUUUUACAGUAAUGUUUUGUUCACACAGUAACGAUACGAUAAAGGGUUUAAAAUAUAAAUGAAAUUAAAAUUAAGUUCAGGGGAUUUUUUUUUAAUCAAUCCAAGAACUAUUCAACUGCACUACGUAGAGAGCAAAUAACGUGCGGAUCGGGUACAAAUAUCACACGAUAUUUGAACAGUUAGUUACUUUGUACUGUUAAAAAAAAACUCGUUUAACUAGUCGGCUGCGCGUGCUUCGCUUCUCCGUCUGCUUUGCCUUUUCUUGACAUGUAAGAAUUGCAUGUCGAAUAAAGCAGUACCUUUUUAAAUCGAGUAUUAAAAUAAGAAGUUUUAUAUUCAUUAGACGAACACCAAGGUUUUCGUAAACUUGAAGUAGUAACUUGUUCAAAAAGUCAUGGUAAGAAAACAAUAUUGCUGAGCUUUUGCCGAGGAAGGUGAAACAGAAAGUGGAUUAUUAACGUAAUAUUUGUUUGCUUUAUAUGAACCGCUUCACGCUAAAAAUUAACCCUUUCAUUCCCAAUUGUGACCAAUAAGUGAUUUUUUCCCCUCAAAAUAAAAAAGGUGACGAGAAGAAAGAAUGUGUUCAAACACCAAACUCUGAGUUAAAAUUAUGAGAAAUCUAUGGCAAAGAGUGUAGAGAUUGAGAUUGGUUUACGAAUUACUGCAACAAUUAUGAGAAGUGUGACAUGAUUAGGAAUCGGUCAAGUAUGUAGUGAAGUCUACGGUUAUGGUUGUAUUUCACCCGUCUGGUAGUUUUUUUUGUAUGAAAAUUUUAUUUUGGG